This is a messenger RNA of Oncorhynchus mykiss (rainbow trout), 2352 nucleotides long. Its product is annotated as serine/threonine-protein kinase 17B. Gene Ontology annotation, cellular component: nucleus. Gene Ontology annotation, biological process: intracellular signal transduction; protein phosphorylation; positive regulation of apoptotic process. Gene Ontology annotation, molecular function: protein serine/threonine kinase activity; ATP binding. Lineage: Eukaryota; Metazoa; Chordata; Actinopteri; Salmoniformes; Salmonidae. The record is from RefSeq and is a predicted model, not a curated record.
UGAGCUGACGUUAACCGUUGUUCUUGACAAACAAGUAACUAACGUUAGCUAGCUUUUCUACAACUAGCUAACAAGUUCUCAACAGCUAAAACAUUUAAAACUAGCUAGUUAUUUAGCUAGUAACGUUAUCCAGCUAAUAUAACGAUGUUAGUAAACGCUAGUUAGCUAUAAAACUGCCAACUAACCUUAACUGGUUUAGCACUAAACACAUUUCGCUAGCUAGUCUACAGCCUUAACAGGCGCUAAUAUAUUCCUACAGUCAGGCUAACCACAACGAUGUCUCGGAGGCGGCUUGACAACAGCAAUGGACCUACUGGGUUACUUGGAGAAAUUCAAACCCUUAUCAAUACGGAACCAAUGGACAGUAUGUACGAAAUCACCGGCGAGUUGGGCAGGGGGAAAUUUGCAGUGGUGAAGCGGUGCAUGGAGAAGGCUACGGGAAAGAUGUUCGCCGCCAAGUUCCUGCGGAAGCGGAGGCAGGGCCGAGAUUGCCGGGCCGAGGUGGUGCACGAGAUGGCCGUGCUGGAGGCGGCCCGCAACAACCCUCGUGUGGUCAACCUGCAAGCUGCCUACGAGACAGACCAUGACAUAAUCCUGCUGCUGGAAUAUGCGGCGGGAGGUGAGAUCUUUGACUACUGUGACUGUGAUGAGCUGCUCCCAGAGGGCCAGAUCACACGCCUGAUCAGACAGAUGCUGGAGGGCGUCCACCUCCUCCACCAGACCAGCGUGGUGCACCUGGACCUCAAGCCCCAGAACAUUCUCUUGACCAGCCUGGCUCCGCUGGGGGACAUAAAGAUUGUGGACUUUGGCCUGGCGCGCAAACUGGGCACAGUCGGAGAGCUCCGAGAGAUCUUGGGCACGCCCGAGUACGUGGCUCCAGAAAUUCUAAACUACGAGCCUAUCACCACAGCAACUGACUUGUGGAGUGUGGGGGUGAUAGCCUACAUGCUGGUGACGGGUGAGUCUCCGUUUGCAGGGGACGACAAACAGGAGACGUACCUGAAUGUGUCCCAAGUCAAUGUGGACUACAGCCAAGAGGCCUUCUCCAGGGUGUCGGAGCUCGCCGUCGACUUCAUCCGCAAGCUGCUGGUCAAAACACCAGAGGACAGGUCCAGUGCAGCCGACUGCAUGACCCACCCCUGGCUGUGGCAUCAAUACCCAAUUACCGAGCCCAUCACACCACGUACACCCCGCGAGAGGAGCAGCGGUAACAAGUGGGCCGCCCCACCCGAGGACCCAGAAGACAAGGAGAACUUCACCUUGGACUCGCACCACACCCACGCCAAGCGGUUUCGGUUUGAGGUGGAGGGGGAAAGAGCGACGCAAGCGUCCCCCUCCUGUGACCUGCCCUUAUGAUUUUAUUGGUUUUAUGCAGCAAUGAACCUGCAGGCAGCACUGUUGCCUACCCAAGAGCUAUUCAGUCCUGUUCUGUUCUACCGCUCGCUUGUAUCCAGUGUGUCCGGCCAAACCAAAGUUAACCAGCUUACUUUGUGAUCUAAUGAGUAAUAGUAUUUUAUAGUGAGCUGUUUUUGUCUUUUGUUUUGUCUGGUUAAUUUAUGUCCCUGAAUUUACAGAGAAUGGGUGGCCAUGUAUAUCUCAAGGGAAAUCUAUGCUAUUCUGUUUUUCCACAAACUUUUAAGAGACAUUUUAAACAGUCAGCAAAUUAUUACUUGACCAUUUUUGCCAGAAGGCUAAUAAGUUGUCGUAAGUGUUCUUAGACGCCCCAAAGUGUUUUAGUAUUUUGUGCUAAAAGCAUUCGAAUUAACACUGAGCUGUGCAGAUACAAGCUAAAUCAGUCUAUUUGAGGUCGUGAAAGUAAAGUAUCCUCGUACUAUAUGCUUAAUUGCUUGACCCAAGAUGUGCAUUACCUCCCUACUCUCAAACAAGCAUCAGCUUCGGGCCAUGGCUUAUGCCAAGUGGCAUAUUACAUUCCAUUCCAUCUGACAUUCCCUUGUCUAGUUCUUAGGCACUCUACAACACACCACAUCUGAAAACACGUCAUUGAAGACAGGUUUUCUAUGCACACAUUACCCAGCCUUGGCCUGCAUAAUAAGUAAGCCAAUGAGUCACGCUAUUUUCUGUCGAUUACAGUGUUUAUUGUUUACCUGAACUCUCCUGGUUUACAAUUCCACAGUAAUAGAGGCGGUUUAAGAGGGCUCUAAAAAAGGUGACUCAUGGACAGUUCACACCACACCCAUGCUUACUCAAAUGUUUCUGCAAAGUUGUCAGUUCCUCUUUAAUCAUUAGCUUAAGGCAAAUGUGACUGAAGCACUUUCUAUUUAUCAUCUGGGUAUUUCAUGAAUUACUGGAAAAUAACCAUGUCCUCUGAAGUGUUUUUAAUUCCAUGUUUUU